Messenger RNA from Cuscuta epithymum, 1710 nucleotides. Lineage: Eukaryota; Viridiplantae; Streptophyta; Magnoliopsida; Solanales; Convolvulaceae. The record is from the annotation of a GenBank genome assembly.
AUAAAAGACUGUGGGGUUUAUUGGGAAGAUGAAGUUAAUGAGGCUGUGGCUGUCAUGGUUUCCAUUGCUUCUCACCCGGCAGCAAUGGGAUUUCCCCAUCACACAAUGUGAAGCCAAUCCUCAGGCCAAAUCCCUCUACGAUGUAGUAAUCAGCUCUGGACUCUCACGCAAUAGUGAAAAUGCUCUCUCAGGAGAGUGGCCCCAGCUGCACAACUAUCUCUUUUCCUCUUCUUCAGUUUAUGUUGGUCCGCAGAAAGGGUUGAGGGAAGCUGAUAAGAUCGUUUCCCUGCCGGGGCAACCUCUCGGAGUGGAGUUUGACCAAUAUUCAGGCUAUGUGACGGUUGACCCCAAGGCUGGAAGAUCUCUGUUUUAUUACUUUGCUGAAUCUCAUCGGAAUUCCUCUGCCAAGCCUCUGGUCUUAUGGCUCGCUGGAGGACCAGGAUGCUCAUCCUUUGGAUAUGGAUCAUUCCUGCAACUUGGGCCUUUCAAAGUUCACAGUGACGGAAAAACAUUGUACAUGAAUUACUAUUCUUGGAACAAAGUGGCAAAUGUAUUGUUCCUGGAAUCUCCGGCUGGUGUGGGGUUUUCCUAUUCCAACACAACCUCUGACUACAACACCACUGGCGACAAGAGAACGGCGGAGGAUACAUAUACCUUUCUAGUUAACUGGUUUGAGAGAUUCCCGCAGUACAAAAACCGCGAUUUUUACUUAACAGGAGUGAGCUAUGGUGGUCGUUUUGUGGCACAGCUGGCUUACACCAUUGUAGCCCAUAAUCAGAAUCCCAACCAGACAUUCAUUAACCUCAAAGACAUUGCUAUUGGGAAUCCUAUUCUGGACCGUCAUUUACUUUUGAAAGGGAACUUAGAGUAUUUAUGGACACAUGCAAUGAUUUCAGAUAAAACUCAUGCAGCAAUUAACAAGUACUGUGACUUUGACAAUGCAAACUAUUCUGCCAGUUGCAAAGAGUACAUCUCCAAAGGUCAAAAUGAGGUUGGGCCUGUGCUUAGGGAUAACAUUUACUCUUCUGCCUGCACACAAGAUGCACAGAAACCCCAAUCUCAUGUUUCAGGAUAUGAUGAAUGCUAACGCAAUUAUGUUGAGGCUUACCUCAACCGGAAGAACGUGCAAGAAGCAUUACAUGCCAUCGAUACCAAUUGGACACUUUGCAGCAAAUAUAUCAGUCGGGGGACAUGGAAAGAUUCGCCUGAUACUGUGCUACCCAUACUCAAGCAGCUCAUUGCAAAUAAAGUAAACAUAUGGAUUAUAAGUGGGGACACAGAUGGAAUUAUAUCAGUAACAACAACCAGGCUGGCAGUAAAUGCUAUGCAGCUUGCUGAGGUGACUGAUUGGCGCCCAUGGCUUUCUAACCAGGAGGUGGGAGGAUAUGUUGAAGGGCAUAAAGGGUUGACACUGGUCACAAUACGAGGAGCGGGGCACGAAUUUGCGAGCUACCAACCAGAACGAUCACUGACUGUAAUUUCAUCUUUUCUUCGAAACAAACUCCCCCCAGCUGUUUAAUUAGCUACAUCAAGUUUCUUAUUUCCAUUACAAUAAUAAUACCACUUUUUGUAUGUGAAAUGCAAUAAUUGAAUAAUCGCAUGUGUAUAGAGUUAUAGACUACUUGACAUUGAUGUAGCAAAAAGGAAGAGGCACUAAUCAGUGAAAAUUGAUGUAAAAUGCUUGCACGUGAGAAAGAGUUUAUCUUGUUU